Messenger RNA from Mercenaria mercenaria, 2917 nucleotides. RefSeq lists its product as uncharacterized. NCBI's taxonomy places the organism in Eukaryota, Metazoa, Mollusca, Bivalvia, Venerida, Veneridae. The record is from RefSeq and is a predicted model, not a curated record. The coding region runs from base 234 to 677 and encodes 147 amino acids. The transcript is spliced from 4 exons.
UGUUCAGUUAUUUAUAAUAAGGUAAAUAUCUGGAUAACAUCGAAAAUCGUAAAUUCUAUUAUUCUACAUACACAAGUUUAACUAGAUAUCGUUCAAGAGAUUAAGAUAUUAACUAAUCAGAUAAUUUUCAAAUGAUGAUUUGUUUGGACAGUACGUACCAUUUGGAGACCCUUAUUGUUUUGUAGGUUCCAUUCAUUUUCACGGGCAUUCGAUGAGCGGACGUUACACGCGACAUGUUGACAGUUCUGAGAGCCGCAGCUCUGCUGAGUGUGUUGUCAGGUCAGGGUUCAGAUGCCUUUGAUUGCUGCACUGGUUAUACGGAUGCACUAGGCGACUAUCAUCAAUCACAGUUAUGUCUCGACUACUGCUGUUGGACACUAGGGGUGGCAUAUAAAGGCUGCUGUAGCACUCGGUUAAGGAAGAUUCCUGUCCCUGUUAUUCUGGACGGAUUAUGUAUUCUGCAAUGGAUUAGUGAGCACACAUGGGUGCCCAUGUUGAUUGGUUUUUGUACCUUUUGUUGCUUUUGUGGCUGUUGUGGCUGUUGCGGUUGUGUCUUAAGGAACCUGUUUAGAUAUACUAUCACCCCUCCAUCAUCAACAGCUGUUACGACCAGUACCAACAACCAGUUUCUCGACGAUUCGUUAAUUAAACUAAAUGAAGACUUGUCUGAAAAGUAACAACAGGAAUAGACACGUAAUUCAGAUGGGAAAAUAUGAUGAACUAACUUUUACAAUAUGAUAUUGUAUAUGAAUAUUUUUAAUAGACAAAUACCGAUAUGUUUGUAUUAUUUUUAUAACUAUUUAAAUAACAGACCACGUAAGUGAAUGUUUAGCAAAAGAAAACUGGUGCCUCCGGGAAAUUUUCCCGAAACUUGGAAUAUUACUACUUUUUUUAACCGUAGCUAUUUUGUUUAGGACUGGACUUUAGUGAUUAAUCAGAGAUGCUUGUUAUAUAAAAUUUACACUGAAGAAAGCAGGUCUAUGCUGGGUGAGUUACUUUUCGUUUCAAUGGGAUAAAUUGUGUAUCACUGUAUGUCAUUUGUUUGCCCUUUUGAACAUCACGUUUGAUACAAUGUACUGCAGGCGUAAGUAAUGGUGCAAUACCAUGUGCCUUAGUGUUAAUAGUAAAAGUCUUAACUAGAUACUAUCCAGUUAAUGUUCAAGGGAAAAUAACUUGAGGCAGUUCUGGGCACACUCAGGGCUACUGUUUGUUUUAAAAUAUUUACCAUACAUUUUUGUACUUGAAAAAAUUUCGCAAACUAUAUCACCUGAUGAUUUUCUCGAUAUCUAUCAAACUAGUUUGAAUCUGUCCGCGAACCUUAAAGACCCACCACAACCUAGUGAACUACUUUUCCCUCCAACAUGAACUUCGUAGAAAUCAUUCUGAUAAUACAGCUAUACUACAAGAUGACAGGUGGACUAUACAGACCUUUUCUGAAUUAAUGUGUUUUCACAAUUUCAUCUGUAAACUUAUUCAUUCGGUCUCAUUCAGUAUAGUUUUAAAACAUUGAUAAAUAACUAUCCUAAACAGUAGAAACAAUAGAAGCAAAGUGUGGUCUAAACUCGACAUUUUUAUGCAAAUCAUGUAUAAUUAUAUUUUAAUCAGGUUAUUUCAAGGCAGAAAUAUGCCACCAUACCCCUAUGAAAAAUAUGAUAUUUGAAAGGUUCAUAAACAAAUAACACCCAAAAUAAUAUAAGAUAAGGAAUAAUAUUCCCAACAGUUUAAGGAAUUUAAACAAGGUAAAAACUUUAAAUUGCAUAUUACAAAGUUUUUUUGGUUGUAAAAUCUUUACAGUCAUGACAAAACAUGUUGUAAAUGUUAUAAUUUUGUUUUACUCUAAAAUUGUAAUUUUGUGUGUUGUCGAUGUUGUAAUUUUAUUCUGCAAUUAGGAAAUAUGCUUUUUAUAAAAAUAUUGGCAUUUUUAAUUCACAAAAUCUACCACGUUAAUUUGAGGUGUUUAAAUGCUUCAUGAUUAAGAUUUUCACUAUGUAAUGUUGUUCUAUAAGGUACUUAAUGAGUUAUCUUCGUAAUGUAAAGGUUUUGUUAUAUUAUUAUUACUAUUAUUGUUAUUAUCAUUAUUAUUUUAUCUUUCUUAAGUUUUGUUUCGUGUUUUGUUAUCUUAGUUUUUUUAUCUAUUCAUAUCUUGUAUAUGUGUCAGUAUAUUACAGCUUUGUGGGCGGAAAUAAAGAUAUUGAAUUGAGUUCUCAAACCUUCCAAGUAAAUACUUUCGAAUGACUGUGUUUGGUAAUAUCAAACAUAGAAAAUAAAGCAUUAAUUUGAGAUAUAUCAGUCAAAUCACAACCUUUAACAAAUAUAUUUUUGAUACCUGUAGUAACAUUAAAAGAAAUUUUGAAAGAAUAGAUGUGAAUGCAACUGAAAAAUACCACACAAUAGUCAAUGUUAUAAUUAUGUUUUUUUCUAAUAUCAAAUUCAAAUUUACUAAGAUAUGUUAUUCAGGCGCGUUAUCGUCAAAAACACAUGAUAUUUUCGGUAAAAUAGCUACAAGUUGAUAUACAAUGUCUACUAGAAGUUUAUAAUGAAUAAAGAACUACUAUGACGGUCGAUGAGCUUGAAUAGGCUGAAUUUCACUGUGUCACUAAGCUUUCUUUGAUUUAUUUAGCUCUUGUUCUUGCUGACCUUGAUUAGUUAUGGCGAGAGAUGAAAGGUCCAAAUUAACGCAAUACGCAAUGUAACAAAACUCUGCAUAAUAAAGCGGCACAAUAAAGCAUACUGUGGAACGGAAAUGAUUUAACACAGGGACUUUACUGAUAGUAAUACUGAUGUAUUUCUACCUAUUCUUGAGGUAAUAGUUGAACUGUGUUAUGCAUUAAUUAUUAAGUAAUGAAUAUGUUUUAGUUUAUACGUAAAUGUUAAAAGAAUUGUAUAAAUAUAUCAUUAUAAUAAAAAUUGUUAAUUA